Myxocyprinus asiaticus (Chinese sucker) is the source of this 534-nucleotide messenger RNA. RefSeq names its product mitochondrial import receptor subunit TOM7 homolog. The transcript is spliced from 3 exons. Lineage: Eukaryota; Metazoa; Chordata; Actinopteri; Cypriniformes; Catostomidae. Gene Ontology annotation, biological process: protein import into mitochondrial matrix. The record is from RefSeq and is a predicted model, not a curated record. Gene Ontology annotation, cellular component: mitochondrial outer membrane translocase complex. The coding region runs from base 88 to 255 and encodes 55 amino acids.
CACCCACGUGUUUCCUGCGCUCUUCCGUGUCCUUCACGCUGCUCGUUUGAUGCAGAGCCAUUCAUUCAAUCUGAAAAUAAUCCAAUCAUGGCCAAACUGAGUAAAGAGAGCAAGCAGCGUCUGCAGCAGGUGUUCCAAUGCGGCCAGUUCAUCAUCCGCUGGGGCUUCAUCCCAACUGUGCUCUAUCUGGGUUUCAAACGGGGUGCAGAUCCGGGAAUGCCUGAGCCCACCGUUUUAAGUUUGCUUUGGGGAUGACGAUGCACCGGACAGCCGCCACACACACACACAUCUGGAUCCUCUCUCAUAGACGAAUGUCUUCCAUCCUCUUGUCUUCGGCACUUUGGAUCUUAAUUGUUUUUUUGUUGUUGUUUUUAAUGUAAAGACCGCGUCAGCAUAAUAUACUCUUUUUUUUUUUUUUUUUUUUUUUUAUUUUUCCUUUAGACUCGUCAUAAAUGUUUUCAGGGCUUCUUCUGUCCAAAACAUGUAUUGUCAUGAGAUACACACAAAAAAUGUAACCAAAUUGUCUAUUUCAAA